Molecule: messenger RNA, 5387 nt
Organism: Electrophorus electricus (electric eel)
Lineage: Eukaryota; Metazoa; Chordata; Actinopteri; Gymnotiformes; Gymnotidae
Gene: caska
Product: calcium/calmodulin-dependent serine protein kinase a
Biological process (GO): protein phosphorylation
Molecular function (GO): ATP binding; protein binding; protein kinase activity
Source: RefSeq, a predicted model, not a curated record
UUAAUGCACAUGCAGUGCAUGACGCAUGAAGUUACUAUUUUGUCAGUGUGACUGUGGUUCACUCCUGACAGUAGCACAUACAACCGGGUGUUAAAGAAUACAAAGGGGCAGCGAUGUACUUAUAUUAAUGUAAGCAGAUCUUGUUUAUUUGACGGUAAAAAGAAAUUGUCUCAUUGCGUUUAACCAAACACAUCUCAGACAUCGUGAAUGAAUCAGACGUCUCGUUUAGUGUUAAACAGCUUUUUAAAGUUGGACUAUAGUCAGGUGGCAGUGCAGACUACAGUAGAACUCAGUCUGCAAUUACAGAUUAUGUACAGAAGCGGAUCCAUCGAUACAUAGUGCGAAUGCCCAAUUAACGCAACAGAAAAUAAAGUGUCUCAUAUUUCAUAUCGUCUAGCAUCUAGACCUCAUCGGGCAUUAAAAAACAAAUAGUUCACUCCCACCUUUAACUACCGUACUGUAGUCCUCUUCAGUCCCCGUUUUUGCCAUAGGUAUUAGUAACGCAAGGGUGAGCUAAAUGUCUGAUAAUAAGUCAGAUCUCUGCUCGGUCCCCUUGUGAUCGGGACUUGUGAAUUUGACACAAGACUUUAGAACCUCACUGCUUUCAUAAUUAGCUGAAGCGGUUCAAUGUUUGUGCAGAGGACUACCGAUGUGAUUAAUGUCUGUCAUACAAGGUGAACGCUUUAACGCUGGCAUUGUAGAAACAGCAAUAGCGAGGAACUUGCAGGAUUAUCUCGAAUAUCGCUAGUUAUUAUUACCACUUCGCCCGUGCACCGGGAGUUUUCCCACUGAAACUGACUUUCUGGACUGACUCGGAUACGGUUUUCGCCUUCAUUUCGGCUCAGGCAUGACUCUCUCCACCGAGGUAAUCCCGGAACCCGGUCGGAGCCAUUAUGGCGUUCGACCAUCCAGCUUCGUAACCUUGAGAGGGAGGAGUCUUGGCUCUCUGGAAGCAGGAAAAGCGCCGGAGCAACGGAGCCACGGAGCACCGGGGGAAAACUAGAGCAACAGCAAACCGGAGCCCCGCGAGCGCGAGCCGAGCUCACGAGUCCCCGUGCCGCGCGGAAGGGACGCGCGCGUGGACACGCAAGAGCGUCCGCGCGCGAUGAACUGCGCACUCUGAAAUUGCGUUCGGUCGCCGUUUUGGCACGAAAGCUCCACAACUUGUCUUACCGGAGUCCCUCGGAGAAUUAGUUUAUGUGACCGUUUCAAGACAGUCUUACCUGCCUACUUAGCGCAAAACCGGGGCAGGCUUGAGUGCCGCAGAUGUGACGAGUUGUUUCUAGCGUUUAAACGCCGUUUAUUGUUCUGAGCAUCAGGUUAGGGUGGAGGGGGGGUGCAGCUAACGAGGAUAAGGUGGGGCAGGAGAGGAGAGCCACACGGGCUGAGCGCGUACCGUCCGCCCCCUUCGCUUUUCCGCUGGAUCCCUCACGGAGCUUUGGGAAGAACCGGGAAGGAGGGGUUCAAGAAUUUUCCGCUCAUUGGAAUUUAGAGAGUGUGGAGAGUGCGUGCUGCUGCUGCUUGUUCCCUCCCGUGCCUUCCAGAUCACAAGUAGCUCCACCAGAGUGCCGCGAUCCGCCGCUAUUCACCAAGGUGGACAGAUUUGGGGGAGUAAGUCCCCCACGUCUUGUUGGAGCAUGGCCGACGACGACGUUGUCUUUGAAGAUGUUUACGAGCUGUGCGAGGUCAUUGGAAAAGGGCCGUUCAGCGUGGUGAGAAGAUGCAUGAACAGAGAGACGGGCCAGCAGUUUGCUGUCAAGAUUGUGGAUGUGGCCAAGUUCACCUCCAGUCCGGGUCUCAGCACAGAGGAUCUGAAGAGGGAGGCCAGCAUAUGUCACAUGCUCAAGCACCCCCACAUUGUGGAGUUGCUGGAGACCUACAGUUCUGAUGGGAUGCUCUACAUGGUCUUUGAGUUUAUGGAUGGAGCAGACCUCUGUUUUGAGAUCGUCAAGAGGGCAGAUGCUGGCUUUGUCUACAGCGAGGCCGUAGCCAGUCACUACAUGAGACAAAUCCUUGAAGCGCUGCGGUAUUGCCACGACAACAACGUCAUUCAUCGAGACGUGAAGCCCCAUUGUGUGUUACUGGCAUCAAAGGAGAACUCUGCACCCGUGAAGCUAGGUGGCUUCGGAGUUGCUAUACAGCUGGGAGAGUCUGGACUAGUGGCAGGAGGCCGCGUGGGCACCCCGCACUUCAUGGCCCCCGAGGUGGUGAAGAGGGAGCCGUAUGGGAAGCCCGUGGACGUGUGGGGCUGUGGAGUCAUCCUCUUCAUCCUCCUCAGCGGCUGCCUGCCCUUCUACGGCACCAAGGAGCGCCUGUUCGAGGGCGUCAUUAAGGGCAAAUACAAGAUGAACCCUCGGCAGUGGACUCACAUCUCCGAGAGCGCCAAAGACCUCGUGCGCCGUAUGCUGAUGCUGGAUCCUGCUGAGAGGAUCACGGUAUAUGAGGCCCUCAACCACCCCUGGCUGAAGGAGAGAGACCGUUAUGCCUACAAGAUCCACCUCCCAGAGACGGUGGAGCAGCUGAGAAAGUUUAAUGCCCGGAGGAAGCUUAAAGGGGCCGUGCUGGCUGCAGUCUCCAGCCACAAGUUCAACUCCUUCUACGGUGACCCACCAGAGGAGCUGCCCGACUUCUCGGAGGAUCCCAGCUCAUCUGGACUGCUAGCGGCAGAAAGAGCUGUGUCACAGGUGUUGGACAGCUUGGAGGAGAUCCAUGCACUGACGGACUGCAGUGAGAAAGACCUGGACUUUCUGCACAGUGUCUUCCAGGACCAGCAUCUCCACACACUGCUAGAUCUGUACGACAAGAUCAGCACCAAGUCCUCACCGCAGAUUAGGAACCCGCCGAGCGAUGCUGUUCAGAGAGCCAAAGAGAAGUCCAGUGGAGACGGGACAGGCACAGCUUUGAAACUUCUGGAAUAUGCACUAGAAGAAAUCUCCUGCUACCCAGAGAACGCAGAUGCUAAAGAGCUGAGACGCAUCCUGACCCAGCCUCAUUUCAUGGCAUUACUUCAGACGCAUGACGUAGUGGCACACGAGGUGUACAGUGACGAGGCACUGAGGGUCACGCCUCCACCCACCUCCCCCUACCUGAACGGAGACUCGCCCGAGAGCACCAACGGAGACAUGGACCUGGACAACGUCACCCGGGUACGCCUGGUGCAGUUCCAGAAGAACACAGACGAACCCAUGGGCAUCACGUUGAAGAUGAAUGAUUUGAACCACUGCAUCGUGGCCAGGAUCAUGCAUGGAGGCAUGAUUCACAGGCAAGGCACUUUGCAUGUUGGAGAUGAGAUACGGGAAAUCAACAGCAUAAGUGUAGCCAAUCAGACGGUGGAGCAGCUCCAGAGAAUGCUGCGGGAGAUGAGAGGCAGUAUCACCUUUAAGAUCGUGCCGAGCUAUCGGGGGCAACUGUCUGCCUGUGAGAAAGAGUCCCCCUCUACCUGCAGACUGUCCCCUGCUAAUGGCCAUUCCAGCAUUAACAGUUCUAUUUUGGACUUGCCGUCGACCAUCCAACCAAAAGGACGGCAGAUUCCCAGACCUGCAAUCAAGGGUAAAAUGUCAGUCAAGAUCUACGUGCGGGCGCAGUUCGAGUACGACCCGGCCCGAGACGACCUCAUCCCCUGCAAAGAGGCGGGCGUCCGCUUCCGCGUGGGCGACAUCAUCCAGAUCAUCAACAAGGACGACCACAACUGGUGGCAGGGCAAGCUGGAGAACACCAAGAACGGCACGGCUGGCCUCAUCCCCUCCCCGGAGCUGCAGGAGUGGCGGGUGGCCUGCAUAGCAAUGGAGAAAACCAAGCAGGAGCAGCAGGCCAGCUGCACCUGGUUUGGCAAGAAAAAGAAGCAAUACAAAGACAAGUACCUAGCGAAGCACAGUGCAGUGUUUGAUCAACUAGAUCUUGUCACGUAUGAAGAGGUAGUGAAGUUGCCAGCGUUUAAGAGGAAGACGUUAGUGUUAUUAGGGGCCCAUGGUGUUGGCAGGAGACACAUCAAGAACACACUAAUCACGAAGCACCCCGACAAAUUCGCAUACCCCAUUCCACACACGACCAGACCUCCGAAAAAGGACGAGGAGAAUGGCAAGAACUAUUACUUCGUAUCACACGACCAAAUGAUGCAGGACAUUGCCAACAACGAGUACCUGGAGUACGGCAGCCACGAAGACGCCAUGUACGGCACCCGGCUGGAGACCAUCCGCAAGAUCCACGAGAAAGGCCUCAUAUCCAUCCUGGAUGUGGAGCCGCAGGCGCUGAAGGUGUUGCGGACAGCAGAGUUUGCACCUUAUGUGGUUUUCAUUGCUGCGCCAACCAUCACCCCAGGCAUGAAUGAGGACGAGUCACUGCAGCGGCUGCAGAAGGAGUCCGAGGUCCUCCAGAAGACCUAUGCGCACUACUUCGACCAGACCAUCAUCAACAACGAGAUCGACGAGACAAUCCGGAACCUGGAGGAGGCCAUCGAGCUCGUGCGCACCACAGCGCAGUGGGUGCCCGUGUCCUGGGUCUACUAGAACCCGCCGAACUGGCCCCAGACUGCAGCCCGCAACCCCAGCCUCACUGCGAUGCAUCUCUGCAAACAAACAGGAAAAAAACUAACAAAUGAAAUAUCAUUCCUCAGGCGAGAAAAAAACCGCGUCUGAUUUUUCAGAAACCUCACUGUACACGACCUGAAGUCGGUCGAAUACGGCCCCUUACAAACUACGUAGUGUUGCAUUAAAAGCUAAAUACAUAAAGUACUGAAUAUUGUUAUGUCCUUUUAGAUAGGAUGCAACAUUUUGAAGACUUUGAUUUAAAGAGACAGUAUCCUAAAUACCAUUUUUACCAUUAGAAAUCCUACAUUAGAAUUCCUACAUUAGAAUACAUUUUUCCCAUUCUAGAAAUUCUGCUGCUUGUGCUAGUGCUCCUUGGCCUUAGUGAAAGCACACACACUGCAGCAGUGUCCUCGGAUGCCUGUAUCUUGUUGUUAAGUCAGCCAUCACGCGAAACUCCGUCAGCUUUUCACUGGGCCCCAGUUGCUGUAGCACAGUCUUCCACACUGUGUGUCCUCAAACUGCGUCCACUUUAGAGCUCUCACCCGGCUCCUAGAUACUGUCUCUCUCUAAAGAAGUGCAUACAUAAAUGUUUUAGAGAUGUCAUGCAUGUGAACUUUCAGAGGCUUACAUGCUGUCAGUGUUACCGGUGUCAGACUUCCGUUUUCCACCGCAGGGAACAUUCCAUUUGUCUGGACACUCUCUCAGACCACGAGAAGACAUGCAGACCUAUGCACAUCCUUUGGGCACAUGGGUACAUUUUUGGGCAACUUUCUAAACACCUUUUUACCUGCUGUGUAAUGAGAUGUGUUAAUGGUCUCAGUUUGUUGUAAGAUCAAGGCAUAUGAUGGGGGGGGGGGGGGG